This is a messenger RNA of Aureobasidium vineae, 1690 nucleotides long. The record is from the annotation of a GenBank genome assembly. NCBI's taxonomy places the organism in Eukaryota, Fungi, Ascomycota, Dothideomycetes, Dothideales, Saccotheciaceae.
AACAAUGACGCCUCGCACUGUUCUGGAGGGCCAGGAAAUUGCAACCCUGCUUAUUUUCGCGAUGCUCCAGUUUUCCCCAUCGCGAGGGGUGUGGGGUCUAAACCCGGGCGCGAUGACACCAAAGUAUCCGGCAUAUGCUGGUGUCCGUCACUCAAACCCUAUCCUUAGCAGAUGCUUCUUGUCUGCUGAGUUAUUCGAUGGCCUCGAGGGCAUUGGUCUUCCGACGGGCGCAGCUGCUCAUAGUCUUAGCACUAUGCUUUUCAAUGGCUGCGGAAGAUGUACCGGAAGAUAUCGUCCCUCGACUGGCUCUGGGCAGCGGCCCGACUACCGACGGAGAUGUGUCAAGCAACGUCUGGCUCUGCGCUUGGCUCGACCAAGAGAAAUGGGUGACGGUGUGCACCGCACCCGGAUAGAGAAACAUUUCUCCCUCGGUCAUGUCUGUGAGUGGGUUCCAACUUCCGGUCCUUCUCUGGUUGUNUUUCGACGGCAAUACGUCUGCCAAGCCACGGCAAACAGCACNUCGGACGCGGACCGUGUCACUGACCUUGUUGACCACCAGAAUCCAUCCUUCGUGCUGCGAGCCAUCAAAGAUGUCGCAUUUGAAGAUAGAGACAUCCCCAAACUCCGCGAUGAGCACGAAGUAAGAGUUCAUAUUGCACAGACUGGAAUUUGUGGAAGUGAUGUACACUAUUGGCAAAGAGGUCGCAUUGGAGAUUUCGUGCUGACGAGCCCGAUUGCGCUUGGUCACGAGUCUUCCGGCACUGUUGUUGAGGUCGGAAAAGCAGUUCAAAACUUGAAGCAGGGUGAUAGGGUCGCCAUAGAACCUGGUGUCCCAUGCCGCAGAUGUGAUUACUGUCGUGACGGCAGUGAGUAUUUUUCGAUCUUAAAUUUGCCAGACGAGAUACUCAUCGUGUCGCANGAGUACAACUUGUGUAACGAUACCAUCUUUGCUGCCACGCCGCCAUGGGACGGAACCCUCGCAAAGUUCUAUACAGUUGCAAGCGACUAUUGUUACAAGAUCCCUGAUUCAAUGAGUAUGGAAGAAGCUGCUAUGGUAGAGCCGACUGCUGUUGCUGUCCAAAUAGCAAAAGUUGCCGAUCUGAGAGCUAACCAGACUGUGCUCGUCUUUGGAUGCGGACCUAUUGGUGUUCUUUGUCAGGCGGUAGCGAAGGCAUAUGGUGCUCGGAAAGUCAUCGGAGUCGAUGUCGUCAAGUCACGACUCGAUUUCGCCAAGUCAUACGGUGCUGAUGCCGUGUUUCUACCACCCAAGCCUGAUCAAGGUGUCGAACCUAUGGAACACUCCGAGAAGGUCGCGGCCAUGAUCAGGAAGGAGUUUGAUCUCGGCGAAGGAGCCGAGGUGGUUCUAGAAUGUACUGGAGCCGAGCCAUGCAUUCAAGCCGGUGUCUUUGCCGCAAAGAAAGGCGGCACCUACGUCCAGGCUGGCAUGGGUAAGGAAAACGUACUCUUUCCCAUCACAACCGCUUGUAUUAGAGCGCUCAACAUCCGGGGCUCUAUAAGAUACACCAAAGGCUGCUAUCCAGAUGCAGUCGAGCUAGUGGGCUCUGGAAAAAUCGACGUCAAGAGAUUGAUCACCAACAGAUUCAAGUUUGAGGAGGCAGAGCGAGCCUUUGAACUCGUCAAAGCUGGUAGNGAAGACGUUCUCAAGGUCAUAAUUGAAGGUGUCCAGGAC